UGGUUAAAGCACGCCUGGAAGCAGCCCUUGGAUACCGAAUGGCGCCGAAAUCAAUCUGCCGUGCGGUCUCCGCGCUUCGAAAAGCCGGUAUUCCGCUAUUGCCGAGUCGCGUGGCUCCCGCUUGAUGCUGGUCCUCGAUCUGUUUAUAUUGGGGUCAAUAUCAGAUUGCCUCUUUCGGCGAAACCGAAACACUCCCGAGACCACCGCGUAAAAUGAACAAUAUAGAGAGGCAUUGAAACAAAGGCACAAUCAAGAUCAUCUCCGAAGGUGUAACAUGCUGCAGGUCUAGAUAUAAUAGCAUUCAUACUCCGGUUUCUGCUCAUCAUUGUUCGGCACACUGCAUUCCUACAACAAUUCUCAGCUACACUGGAAUUAUCAUGAAGCUCUCCACCACGCUCACACUCGCUCUUGUAGCUAGGGUAGUCAACGCAGCGGCUCUCCAACCUCGCCAUUACCUCUUCCCCGCCAUAACCGGUACAGCAGACUGGUCCUCAGUCCGCACAACCGCAAACCACUACUCCAACGGCCCCGUAACCGACGUCUCCUCGCUCGAUCUCCGCUGCUAUGAGCUCAGCCCUGGCACGGGCGCUGCCAGCACUACAUCCGUUGCCGCUGGUGGCAGCGUGUCCUUCACAGUCACCCCCAACAUCUUCCACCAGGGCCCGCUGCAAUUCUACAUGGCCAAGGUGCCGUCUGGCAAGACGGCGGCUAAUUGGGAUGGCAGUGGGAAUGUGUGGUUCAAGAUUUACACCGAGAAGGCGAAUGUGGCGAAUGGCGCCUUGACUUGGGACAGCAUCAAUGCUGCGACUGCUUCGGUUACUAUUCCUAAGAACACUCCGUCUGGCGAGUACCUCUUGAGGGUUGAGCAUAUUGCGCUGCACUCUGCUAGUACUAUCAAUAGUGCUCAGAUCUACAUUUCGUGCGCGCAGGUUCAGGUCACGGGUGGCGGAAGUGGAACUCCGGCACCGCUUGUUGCGUUCCCGGGUGCCUAUACAGCCGGCGAGAAGGGACUGCAGGUCAACAUUUACAGUGGUCAGACGAGCUACACGCCCCCGGGCCCUGCUGUAUGGACUGGUUAAGAUCCAAGACAGCGCAGAACAGACAGCGGGCGCUCUGAUACCAGGUCAUUGAGGAUGUACCAAUUCAUGAAGCAUGAUUACCACACAUAAUCGCGCCUCCAUUUACACAUUCUCACGAAGCCUUGAACCCAACACCAAUGUGUAUAUCCCACCUCAAAUACGCCCCACUCUCCCUAUCUUCCACCGCCGACACCCUCCUCCUCUCCACCUCCUCCUCAUCCCAAGAUCCCUCCUCCCUGAUCUUCGCCAAAUUCCGCAGCCCCCCAAACACAGCCCCGAUCCCCAAAUCUGUAAACUCGCUCCUCUGUGACGGGUCACGGUCCGUACUCAGCACAUCCUCCUCCACUCCUUGCAGUCCCCC
Messenger RNA from Didymella exigua CBS 183.55, 1440 nucleotides. Its product is annotated as lytic polysaccharide monooxygenase. The coding region runs from base 378 to 1079 and encodes 233 amino acids. Lineage: Eukaryota; Fungi; Ascomycota; Dothideomycetes; Pleosporales; Didymellaceae. The record is from RefSeq and is a predicted model, not a curated record. The transcript is spliced from 4 exons.